Molecule: messenger RNA, 1335 nt
Organism: Centruroides sculpturatus (bark scorpion)
Lineage: Eukaryota; Metazoa; Arthropoda; Arachnida; Scorpiones; Buthidae
Exons: 1
Coding region: 1-1335 (444 amino acids)
Biological process (GO): DNA replication, removal of RNA primer
Molecular function (GO): nucleic acid binding; RNA-DNA hybrid ribonuclease activity
Source: RefSeq, a predicted model, not a curated record
AUGGCCUCUGUCGCCCGUAAUAAAUGGGGUCUGAGCUACAAGGCCAGGAGGGCCACCUAUGUGGCGGUAACCCAACAGAUUAUCACCUACGGUUGUAAAGUUUGGGGAUACAGGGUGUCAAACGCUCAUAUUAAGCGUAAAUUGUUAUUAAUUCAGAGGCUAGCGGCCAUCUAUGUGGCAAGGGCGUAUAGGACGGCCUUGACUGACGGGCUCCUGGCGAUAGCAAACCUGAUGCCGGUGGACCUGCUUAUAGCAGAAAGGUAUAUUUCUUAUAAUAUGAGGAAGUUAGACGAAAAGAAAAUCACUAAAGAAGACUGCGACAAAAAGGUAGCUCCUUUUGUGGUAGGAGAUGUCAUUCCUAAUCUGUCAACCCUUAUCAUGGAAAAGGGGCUGGAUAUCACGACACCAUUAAACCUACAUCCCGCAACGAAUAAAAACUAUGAAAUCUCCCUCGACAACUACAAUCAAACAAGCAACAGUAUCAAUAUUUAUACGGACGGUUCCCACACGGACGAUGGUACGAAGGGUGCUAUUGUAAUUCACACGACAACGGGAAAGACCACCUACCAGAAAUAUUUCAGGCUGGCAAAUUAUUCUUCGAAAAAUCAAGCCGAAUCUCUUGCCAUUUGGAAAGCCAUUGAAUGUGUCACCAACAAUAGUGGGAAGCUUAAAGGAAGUGAAAUCAUUAUAAACACUGAUAGCAGAGUAGCAUUACACCAAAUUAGUAAAGGUAAUACCAAACUUCCAAUAAUUAAAAAUAUUCUGUGUGUCUUAGAUACCCUUCGGACCCCAAUUAUUCUUAAGUGGAUAAGGGGCCACUCUGGUAUCAAGGGCAAUGAGCAGGCGGACUUGCUAGCUAGAAAAGCAAUCACCAAUCUCAAAGACAGUACGUAUGACAAGAUCCCCUUAAGCUGGGUCAGAAAGAAUCUGCACACUUACUUCAUUGGCCGCUGGCAAUUCCAGUGGAACAACAGUAACACCGGAAGGACGGUACACAGAUUCCUUCCCUCAAUCACUGACAGGAAGAAAUAUCACCACUUCAUCCCUAACUACGAACUCACACAGCUUAUCACCGGUCACGGCAACCUGAGGAGCUACCUGGCCCGCUUCCUCAACAAGGGAGACGGGCUUUGUCCCUGCCCCCUUGCCUCCUGGGAGGACAGCGAGCAUAUCCUGUGCUACUGUCAGCUAUACAACAAGGAAAGGAAAACUAUAAUUUCAGCCGCUUUGGAAGAAAACAUCGCAUGGCCCUGUACUUUUGAUUGCCUGAUUAGCAACAAGAAACUUUAUGAGGCGCUAAUCAAGUUCAUCAAGAACAUUAAAAUCUUCAACUGA